AUGCUAGAGAAUCUGCCACUCGAGCUGCAAGCCUACAUCCUCGUCUUUCUGCCCGCCCAGACGCUGGUGCGAACCCUCUCCCUCACCAACCACCAUUUCCACGGUCUCGUCGAGGCACACGUCCAGCGCUACUGCCUGCGCUAUCUCGGGCUCGGCUGCCACUCGACGGACCCAGACGAAGCAGCAGUGUUGGAAUUCGAAGCGCAACGGCCAAUAGAUACGGUGACUGCCAAACACACGCUGCAAUUUUCGCACUUUGCUGCCGUGUCACCAUCGUCGUACAACGCCAAACUGGCGCCCCUGUCCUCGGCAGCGGUCUUCGAGUUCGCACAGGGAUCGAGCAGUCGCGUAGCCACGGAUGCAGACAGAUUGAGGGGUGCGAGGAGCUAUGGAAGAGGGAGGGGGAAUUCGGUCUCGGUGGGGCCGGAGAGGCCACGUGUAGCGACAGGGCCGUACGUGGCUACACCGUUCCAGCCGUUCCUGCCCGGUCUGCACGAGAACGAUCAGCAUCGUGUAGCGGCUCAGGCGUAUGUGUCAAGCUCGCUCGAUCUAGAGGAGCGCCUGCCGAGGAGACCGGGGCUGUCGCGCAAUCCAUCCUCGGCGUCUUUGCGACGUUCGAGGAGUCGGUCCAGUUCGACGGCUAGCACUUCGAGAGCCAGAGCCAUUGCAAACGAGAUCGCCAGUGCGCCGUUUCCGUUCCUGCGUCACAGCAUCGAAGCCGCCAAUCGGCACGCCAUGCAUCGCGCACCAAGCACCAGUACCGCCACACAUGCUCAGGGACAACACAUGGCGCAGACCCUGGAAGAGCCGCUCGACGCAUACGAUUGGGCAGGUCCUCCCGGCACGCGCGCCGCACCCACGGGACUGGCCUCAUCGCGCUUACCCGGUCGAGCUGCCGACAAGCCCGCCUGCUACGCGUUCCAGCUCGACCCGCUCGAUUCGUUCGAAAGCCUCAUCCUUACUCUGACGGCGAGAAGAAGUGUCCCAGACGCCAACGCCACCAUCGCUGCUAUGUUGCGCGGAGAAGACGCCGCAGGUCAUCGGCUGCGGUACUCAAAGACCCUGGCGGAAGGACUCGACCGCGUCUUUCGGGACUGGUUCAGGCCCAAAUGCUCCUCCACCUCAUCAUCCGGUCGCACCAGCGACCUUGAACCCGACGCGAAACUCUUGGAAUUCGACAACACCUCGUGCACCCUCUCGAUCCAACCACACGCCUCGCCGCUCGCUCAAGCCACCCACCCAGCACUCUCCUCCUCGUCGCACGACUACCUCUCCCGCCCAUCACUCUCGACCCAGUACGCGACCUUGGCCUCAAACGAACGCGUCGAACUCACGUUCCACUGCCGACACAUCACGAUCAAUGCUGCUCGCCUACUGGCGACGCUCGAGCGGCUGGAGCACGACGUACUGGCGAAUCAGGCAAGGAGCAGGGUGGCACUGUCAAGGUUGCCCAGGAUCGUUGCUACAGGUGGUAACGUCGCCGGUGGUUUUCGCGCACCGGCAUCAGCGGCACAGCCAAAUGCUGGCGGCACCUUUUGGAUCUCUCAACAGCCUCGUUCCGCAGCAUGA
Molecule: messenger RNA, 1569 nt
Organism: Sporisorium graminicola
Lineage: Eukaryota; Fungi; Basidiomycota; Ustilaginomycetes; Ustilaginales; Ustilaginaceae
Exons: 1
Coding region: 1-1569 (522 amino acids)
Molecular function (GO): protein binding
Source: RefSeq, a predicted model, not a curated record